Messenger RNA from Cynara cardunculus var. scolymus (artichoke), 1629 nucleotides. RefSeq names its product RING-H2 finger protein ATL52-like. The coding region runs from base 824 to 1387 and encodes 187 amino acids. The transcript is spliced from 3 exons. Lineage: Eukaryota; Viridiplantae; Streptophyta; Magnoliopsida; Asterales; Asteraceae. The record is from RefSeq and is a predicted model, not a curated record.
AAGGAGAAUGGUCUCAAAUUUCUUCCUCUUCUUCUCAUCUAUCAAUGGCUCCAACACUCUUUUUACUUUGAGUCCACCCAAAGAGAAGGUGGAUUCCAUUUCUUUCCCCAAUCAUUUCCCUCCAUCCUCUGUAAAUCCCAUCAUUUUUUUGAUGAAUCUUGAUCUGGGGUUUGAUCAGAUUUCAUUAUUUUUUGGUGUUUCUUGUUGAUUUGAUCAGAGAUUGAAGUCUUUUUUGCUGUUGGAUUUCUUGAAAUCUUGCUAGAAAAGACUCAAGAAUCUGUGCAAUUUUUUCCAUCUUUGGUUGACGUUCUUGAUAUUGUUGUGAAUUAAACAUGUUCAUAAUGUUGUUUCCUGUGUUUUUGCAACAGGGUUUUCCAUAAUCUUGAUUAAAGAUUGUUAAUCUUGGGUUUUAGUCUUGAUUUUCUUGAUUCUGUAAUUAGGGUUCUUAGUUUAGCUUUUCUUCCAUAGCUUUAAAUGGAAAUUGGUUGAACAAUUAGGGUUUAAUUAAUGUUUGAUUAUCUUUAAAUCUCAUUUUUGUAAUUAGGGUUUGUUUCAGUUCUUUGUACUCCUUGUUAAUUUGGGGUCUUAAUCUUGAUCCGUUUCUUUAGUCUUUCUCCAUUGUUCUUGAAUCUUAUUCUGUAAUUAGGGUUCUGUUUCAUAAUUUCUGGGCAUUUUCUUGAAUUUUUUGGGGAAUUGAAGUGAUUAGAAAAUAAGUUGGAGGGAUUCUGGGAAUCAGUUGUUUAAGAGAGAGGUCAGGUCUGUGUACAUCUCAGCUGUGUUAUUUCCGAGUGGAAUUUACUGGAGUUUGUUUGGUUUGCUUUAGAUGUUUGGUAGAAAUAUGAAUUUGAUCACAACAGUUAUAGGCUUUGCAAUGAGUGCCACUUUCAUUGUAUUUGUAUGCGCUCGACUCGUUUGUGGACGGUUUCGUCGAUACGAAUCACGACAACCCUUCGAGAUUGACUCGAGGAUUGACCUUGAGAUGCAAGAGCAUCAUCGGAUCGCAGGCCUUGAACCGGUUAUGGUUGCAGCCAUUCCUACCAUGAAGUUCGAACGUGAAGCCUUUGGUUCAAUGGAGGAUGCCCAGUGCACGAUAUGUUUAGGCGAAUACCAAGAGAAAGAGGUACUAAGAAUCAUGCCGAAAUGUGGGCAUAGUUUUCAUCUUUCUUGCAUAGAUCUAUGGCUACGAAAGCAGUCGACUUGCCCUGUGUGUCGCCUCUGCAUCAUCGCGGCCGUGAACAGCCCCGGGAUUUCGAGAGAGGUUUCGAUGGAGCAUUCCCGACAGUGGCUCCUACCGCAUUCCGAUCAAGGAAGCAGUCAAAGUCAAAGUCAAAACCGAGCUGAUUCGGCCAUGGGAGAUUCAGAAGCAGUGACAGAAGCAGAAAGAUGACAUAUUAUUUGGGAUUUGAAGGAUUUGAAAUGGGUGUAUAUACUUGUUUUUUCUUUUGUGGAAUUUAACAAAGGUGGAUAUUGCUUAUGAAUGCUAUAAAUCCCUCUUUUAUCAUAUAAUCAUUUGAAAGUUGGUUGUUGGAGUCUCGUAUCAGUUAGACUUUCAUUUUUAUCUGUAUAUGUUAGAACUUCUCUUCUCUCCUGAAAGACUGUUUUGAAGAGUAAUAUAAUGGGUUUCAUAUA